AUGUCUUCCCAAAUGACAGUCGAGGAGUUGCGGGCUCAGCGCCUGAGAGCCGUAGAGGCUAGAAUGACUCAUCUACGCACUAUCAUUCAAAGUCAAAGACGUGCCGUUAGAACGGCCAGUCUACAAGUUGACGGUGACGUUGAGAUGACUGAAAUCUCCAAAAUCGAACAGGGUCCUGACAGUAUCCAUCAAGAUCAGAUUCAUGACAUCCCCGAUGUUGACAUGGUUGACGUUUUCAGUAUGGAUCAGGUCGAUGGUCUUCUCGACAUUGAGAUGACUGACGCACCCACCAGGGAAGAAAGUCACAUAUCCCCACUCGAAUCGACAAACUCAGAAACGACAACCUCAGAAACGACAACCUUUGAUGACAUCAAAGACUUUUUGCCAACUUCGUUUCCGAUGGCCUAG
Messenger RNA from Fusarium graminearum PH-1, 408 nucleotides. RefSeq lists its product as uncharacterized. The record is from RefSeq and is a predicted model, not a curated record. Bases 1 to 408 code for a protein of 135 amino acids. The transcript has a single exon. NCBI's taxonomy places the organism in Eukaryota, Fungi, Ascomycota, Sordariomycetes, Hypocreales, Nectriaceae.